AUGGAGUCCCCAGCCCUAUCGCGCUCAUCAUCGUUCGCGCCCGGUCCACACCGCCGCUCCCACCCGAACCUACACCAUCUGUCCCUGGCGCCAUUGACGCCGAAAUACCCCAUCGAUCCAGCAGACUACCUGGCCUACUUCGACCCGUCGACAUCGGAACUGCACACAUCGGCCUCGAUCAGCCAGAUCGCCAGUCUGCCGUCUCCGGGCGGCAUCCUGACCACUACGACGACAACAGGAGGUGACAGCCGCUCGGCCGCGCAUUCGAGAGCCAGUUCGCGGACGCGAAAACUGAAGAACAAAACCAUAGAGAAGACGAGGUCGGCGUUGUCUGUGCCGCCGCAUGCAUCUGCAUCUAGCACCACAACCGCACACGCCUCAUCUAUACACGAGGGCGUUCCUUUUUACCUCAAUACGCCGUCGGGAGCAUUGAGCAGCGACGGCUUCGGACAGAAACAUCACGCUGGGUUGAAUGUGCAUACUUCGGACGCGUCGUGGUUGAUCCAGACCGGGUUGACACUGACGGAGGGUUCGAGAGAAAGUAAAGGCCAGUCGUGGAUGUUCAAACGCGACUCGUCGACCUCCUUACACACCCCUACCGACGAGAGACUGGCGUGGCGGUCAGGGAGAGCCACACCCAGUGUCAGUCGUCGAAGCAGCCACAAGAGAAGUCGGAGGUCGUUGGCUAUGACACCGGCUCCAGCUACGCCUGUGGAUGAACCGACUCCUGAUUGGGCUGAUGACCACACUCAAGCGGAAAUCGCUGCACAAAUUGAGAGUGACUUUACCGACGAACUGGACGAGGACCCUUACGGACUCCUUGAUUUCGAAGGGCAAUUUGACAGUGAAGACGAAGAGGACGUACGACAGGAGAUCUCGAAAUAUCGACUAGGAAGAUGGAUGGAUGGAGUGGCGGACGUCUUUCUCCGUUUAGAAGACUUUCCGGAACCUGGGCGAUCAGAUCUGGAAGCAGGCAAUGCUCAAUCAGCUCCUGCACCAGCAAAAGACGUGGAAACUGCCAGUGUGGCAUCCGAAACGUCAGUGGAAGCUCCUCCUGAGAAGCCCAAUGGUGUCUGGGAUGAUGUGGCCUGGUUUGGUCGUUUGAUAGCAAGGACUCUUCAGUCAUAG
Capronia coronata CBS 617.96 is the source of this 1128-nucleotide messenger RNA. RefSeq lists its product as uncharacterized. The transcript has 2 exons. The record is from RefSeq and is a predicted model, not a curated record. Bases 1 to 1128 code for a protein of 375 amino acids. NCBI's taxonomy places the organism in Eukaryota, Fungi, Ascomycota, Eurotiomycetes, Chaetothyriales, Herpotrichiellaceae.